AUGGCCUCUCCAGCUCAGUACAACUUCGACUGGGUCGUGAAGGACGACUACUCCGCCAACGACUACGGCCACCAGGAGUCCCGCGACGGAUACAACACACAGGGAUCCUACUACGUGCAGCUUCCCGACGGUCGCCUGCAGAAGGUCACCUACCACGUGGACGGCGACUCAGGCUACGUGGCUGAGGUCAGCUACGAGGGACAUGCUCAAUACCAAGCCCACCAACCUUCCUACCAUCCUACACCUGCAUACCAUCCUACCCCUUCAUACCACACCACCCCUUCCUACCAUCUUACACCUUCAUAUAGACCUACUCCUUCUUACAGGCCAAGACCUCAUCACUGAAAAGCUAAUUUGUAAAAGAUAUAUAGCAUAUUCAUAUUCACUAUUUUUGUAUGUAUUA
Messenger RNA from Penaeus indicus, 403 nucleotides. Its product is annotated as pro-resilin-like. The record is from RefSeq and is a predicted model, not a curated record. Lineage: Eukaryota; Metazoa; Arthropoda; Malacostraca; Decapoda; Penaeidae. Gene Ontology annotation, cellular component: extracellular matrix. The transcript is spliced from 2 exons. Bases 1 to 345 code for a protein of 114 amino acids.